Mauremys mutica (yellowpond turtle) is the source of this 939-nucleotide messenger RNA. RefSeq names its product keratinocyte proline-rich protein-like. Bases 1 to 939 code for a protein of 312 amino acids. NCBI's taxonomy places the organism in Eukaryota, Metazoa, Chordata, Testudines, Geoemydidae. The transcript has a single exon. The record is from RefSeq and is a predicted model, not a curated record.
AUGUCUCUUCACCAAGACCAGCAGCAAUGCAAGCAAGGCAUCACCCUGCCACCGGCACUCUGUAAGGCAAAGCCGAAAGAGUGCCCGGAACUUGUGCCGUGUCCAGAGCCGGUGAAAUGCCCUGAGCCAAUACCAUGUUGCCCAGAGAAGCCGCCGUGCAAGGAACCACCAGUCCAAGUUCCUACUCCAUGCCCCAAGCCAAUACCGUGUCCUCAGGAGAAGCAGCAGUGCAAGCUGCCACCAGUCCCCGUUCCUCUUCCACUCCCUGAGCCAAUACCAUGCUCUCCAGAGAAGCCGCCAUGCAAGGAACCACAAGUCCUAUUUCCUCUUCCACACCCUGAGCCAAUACCAUGUCCUCAACAGAAGCAGCAGUGCAAGGAACUGCCAGUCCCAGUUCCUCUUCCACUCCCUGAGCCAAUACCAUGCUCUCCAGAGAAGCCGCCAUGCAAGGAACCACCAGUCCAAGUUCCUACUCCAUGCCCCAAGCCAAUACCGUGUCCUCAGGAGAAGCAGCAGUGCAAGUUGCCACCAGUCCCAGUUCCUACUCCAUGCCCUGAGCCAAUACCAUGUUCUCCAGAGAAGCCACCAUGCAAGGAACCACCAUUCCCCGUUCCUCUUCCACACCCUGAGCCAAUACCUUAUUGUCCAGAGAAGCCGCCAUGCAAGGAACCACAAGUCCUAUUUCCUCUUCCACACCCCGAGCCAUUACCAUGUCCUCAACAGAAGCAGCAGUGCAAGGAACUGCCAGUCCCAGUUCCUACUCCAUGCCCCGAGCCAAUACCUUGUUCUCCAGAGAAGCCACCAUGCAAGGAACCACCAGUUCCAGUUCCUACUCCAUGCCCUGAGCCAGUGAAAUGCCCACCUUGUGUGAAGACGUGCCCACCCAUUGAACAGCAACAAUGCAAGCAGCAAUGCCAGUUGCCACCCAAUUGGAAGUAA